Messenger RNA from Cyclopterus lumpus (lumpfish), 762 nucleotides. RefSeq names its product mitochondrial ribosomal protein S6 (gene mrps6). The record is from RefSeq and is a predicted model, not a curated record. Gene Ontology annotation, cellular component: mitochondrial small ribosomal subunit; ribosome. The transcript is spliced from 2 exons. Gene Ontology annotation, biological process: translation. The coding region runs from base 307 to 639 and encodes 110 amino acids. Gene Ontology annotation, molecular function: small ribosomal subunit rRNA binding; structural constituent of ribosome. Lineage: Eukaryota; Metazoa; Chordata; Actinopteri; Perciformes; Cyclopteridae.
GUCUCGUCACACCUCAUUAGCAAUCUCAAUUUCCUCCCAGGAUUUUAUUUUCUUACAUUUAAAAUACAAAAGAUAUUCGUUUAGCGGUAGUUUAUUAGUAGCACCAUAUUAUUAAUAUCGUAUUUUCCAAAUGUUAUACGUAAUUUUGUUAUCAACAUAGACGCAGACUUUAUACGUCAUCACCAAAGACCUUUACUGUCCCUCGUGUCAUAACAUGGUUGCCUUGAGUUGAGUAAUCUGGCAAUAACACCAACCCACUGCCAGCUGAAUUGAAAGUGUGAAUCAAGGAUUUUCUUCGCGGAAGCCAUGCCUCGCUACGAACUGGCCCUGAUCCUGAAGGCUAUGCAGCGGCCGGAGACAUCGGCUGCUCUCCGGCGGACAGUUGAGACUUUGAUGGAGCGGGGCGCGGUGGUGAGGGACCUGGAGAACCUGGGGGAGAGACUUCUGCCCUACAAGAUAACCAAACACAAUCAGAGGCACAACCGAGGUGCUUACUUUCUGGUCGAUUUCUACGGAGCCCCCAGCAUCCUCACAGGCUUACUGGAUCAUCUGCACCGCGAUGUGGACGUGGUGAGGCCCACUGUGCUGAAGAAGGACGACCAGGUUUCCAGCACUAACUGCUGUGGCCAACAACAGUGAUUGCAUGUUUCCACAGCUCGUAUCCAGACCAUGUACAGUGUGAUGCUUCCCUCUUUGACAUUUUCCAUAGGUGUUGGCUUUCAUUUCGAAGUUAUGUCAUAAUAAAAUACAUUUUCUAUCUCA